Molecule: messenger RNA, 5713 nt
Organism: Exaiptasia diaphana
Lineage: Eukaryota; Metazoa; Cnidaria; Anthozoa; Actiniaria; Aiptasiidae
Product: rho GTPase-activating protein 45
Exons: 28
Coding region: 129-5321 (1730 amino acids)
Biological process (GO): activation of GTPase activity; signal transduction
Molecular function (GO): GTPase activator activity
Source: RefSeq, a predicted model, not a curated record
AAAAUGGCCGCACUAGCRGGAUGAUAUUGGACUUUGUUUUUGACCAAUUUUGAUAGGCUAGAAAGCAAUUAUAGAACUUUAGCUGGAGAGAUGUGAGUCAAACGMUAGGGACUGGAAUUAGGCUAGGAAUGUCGUCAGUGAAAGGAAAAUUUCCAUCGAUAUCCAUCAAGCGGAAACCCAAGGCACAAGCUGGCAGUUCGAGUCAACUUUCUGCAAGUUCUACGUCUCAGAGUCAAAUAUUUCGGCCUCUAACCCCGGAGGUCGCGAGACGAGUUCUUCCAAGUGCAGAAACUAACUUCAAUAAUGGUCAAGAGAUCACAAACUCUUCAUUAUAUACUAAAGAAAAUGACUGUGAUGUUUUAGAAAGUCCCAGCAGUUCAUCGACAUUGAGUUCAGAGGCAAAAGUAGUUAUUCGAAGCCCGCGACCGCAAAUUCGUGCUUUGAAUCACCGAGAAUCUUUGACUUCGCUCGGACACGAUCGUAGCGCUGAUCGUAGCGGGUCGGUCAACAGUGAAAGCAGUGUUUACAGCGAUUUGAUAGAGCUCCCAAUGGUCGAUCAGGACGAUAUAAUUGCCUUGACUUAUCACGUAAGAGCUUUUUCAGAAGCUCUUGGGGCUCUAAGGAACACAUUCUCCGAGGAAUCAGAAAGCCCUGUAGACAGCAAACCUCCAGAAGUAAAGGCACAUGAAAGACUUGGGGAGGUACUGUCUAUCCUAAAAGGGGUCCUUAAUCAAUAUGAGCCCCUCCAUUCUACGGACAUACUUGCAGCAGCUGGUACCCUUAUUAAUAAAGUCAAAAGUCACAAUUAUGAUGAGUCAGAUCAACCUCCAGAGGAGUUUUGUGAGUCUAUUGAUCAGCUGGCUCUGGCCUUUAGUAGCAGCGUUUCAGAUUUUUUGAUGGGUGACCAAGACCUACAAGAGAAUUCCAGGUCGUUGGAGGAUUUUCCAGUCGAUGAUGAAGAUGAUAUGGAAGAAGAUGAUGGUGAUGACAUGGACGAUGAGCAGGAUGAUGAUGAUUACAGAGAUGACAGAAAAGGWUUUGACAAGAAAGAAUGYCGUAAGAUAACAUCACAAUAUUUUAUGAAAAUAAUGCGCUUUAGCUGCCAUGAGCGUWUAUUGACUUAYGUCGUACRGUAUUCUAGUGACAUAAUGCGCUUCAACUCUACGUCUUACUGUAUGACUUCAUUUUCUUYAGCACGUGAUAUAUCAGGUCAAAAAGCUGCUGAAUUGGACAAGACACUGUUUGGUCUUGAGCAUGGCGUCGACYUAACACUUCAGAGAACCAAAGUGUGGUCAAAGUAUGCGAAAGAUAUCGCUACAUAUUUAGAAAGAAGAGCUCAUUUAGAACUGGAAUUCACCAACAAGCUUGCCAAACUAGCUCAAGCAACUAGAGCGUCCAUAACUGAAGAUCGUCAUCUACCAUUUCAAACGAUCUAUGUGACGUCUCUAGAUCAAGAUAUUGAGUACGCYGAUAACUGUACUCGUGUCUACAGUUCGCUGUUAUCUUCGAAGUUCCUAGAGCCUUUGCAAAAUAGAAGAACAAGCCACGAGAAAAAGCGAAAAGAUCUKAAAGAUCAGUGGACAAAAGCGUACAAGAAACUUAAUGAUGCCAUUGGAAAACUUGAGAAAGCAAAGCAGUCAUACAUACAGAAACAACAGGAGAUUGAAAAGUUUAAGAGCACGGACACCAAAGACCCCGAGCUCUCAUCGUCAUUUACUCGCACUCAGAAGAAAAAGCAGCAAGAAGAUGUUCGCAAGGCGGACGAGGCAGAGGACUGGUACAAACAGUGUGUAUCUGAAGCUAAUGUACGACAAAAAGAGCUUUUAAAAACCAAACGUCACGUGCUGGUUGAAUUAAGACAGCUAAUAUAUCAAUGUGAUCAGACAAUGAAAGCGGUSACGUGUAACUUCUUCCAACUAAUGCAUUCCCAGUCCACUCCGGUGCCUAUUCGGUUCCAGUGCUUGGCCGAGACUAGUCGACAAUACGAACCUGGCUGUCAGUUCUCGGAYUUUGUUUAUGAGCARCUAGAAACGGCACAGUCCACAGUCGAGAGGGAAUUUGUAUUUGARCAAUCGUGCAGUUUGGACAAACAUCAUACACAUUCACGGACCAAUUCUAACGGUGGUCGGCCAACAUCUCCUUUCAACCCAAAAGGUAGCGCUUCACAACUAAUCCCACCAAAGUCCGGCGUCCGUCACCCAAUGGCUGAUCACUUGAGUGACGCAGAAAGCACCGGAAGUAAAUCUGCUCCUGCCACUCCAGACGGCAGCCCGAUAAUAAAACCAAGACGUAUUCCCGCRACAUUAAACGACGAUUCUACUGAUGAAGAAUCACCUACUGAAGAAGAUCGUCCUAAACCAAGUGGUCCAUUUCCUAACGUUCGCAUGUCAUCUGCCGCCAAGACACACAARUUCAAGAAGCUUCGCGCGCCUUCCCGAUGCCGCGACUGCGAUAGUUACGUAUACUUUAACGGCGCUGARUGUGCAGACUGUGGGCUCACUUGCCAUCGAAAAUGUUUAGCAAAGAUUGUACUCCGUUGCGAUAAAAAGCGAAGUUCUGGAAAUCGAUCUUCAGAUUAUAAUGGUGGACGACGUAUGACAACCUUCGGUGUCGACUUCUACUCACAUCUUCAAGCCACACGAAAAGAUGGCGAGUGUGUGCCYUACAUCGUGUCGUCAUGUAUCGARGAAAUCAACAAUAGAGGACUUAUGUUCAAAGGAAUUUAUCGUGUCUCUGGGGUUAAAUCGAAAGUUGAAAAAGUUUGCCAGGCAUUCGAGAACAACAACGGUACAGUAGAUUUGAGUUACAUACCACCACACGUAAUAGCAGCAGUGUUGAAGCUUUAUCUACGGCAGUUACCAGAACCACUUUUCACCUUCAAACUGUAUCCAGAAUUCAUCAAAAUUGCAAAACUGGAGUGCCCAAAUGAUCGUAGCAGUAUCGAAUACAAUGAAGUUGUCAACAAACUCCGUGAAGUGGUUGUCAAACUUCCCAGAGCRCAUUUCAAAACUGCAUCCAAGAUUAUCCACCAUCUUAAACUGAUUUCUAUUAACGAGGARGAAAACCAAAUGUCAGCUGGYAAUCUUGGUAUUGUGUUUGGACCAACUCUUCUUCGUCCUCGUGAGUCAGCCAGUACAGACUCGGUCUCAAUGUCAGCGUUGGUCGACAUGGCUUACCAAGCAAAGGCAGUUGAACUUCUAAUCAACAAUCCACAGGUUUUCGAUACACCUGGAGUUGAUGAUCCAGCAUCACAAGACACACCAGUAGAGGAGUUCAACCGAGUGAAAAAUGAGUCGAUWUCAAGUGAUGUUCGCAGUGUUCGUAGUCGAGAUUCAAGUUCUUCUCAAGGAGUUUUCGUCGCUGAUGAUGGAAGCUCAGACACGGCACAUGAUGACACCAUUGAUCUAAUGCCUGAAAACCUGUCCUCUGAUGACUUUGUACGUACUAAAAAUACUGACAAUAAUCUUGUUUCGUCCAAGACGUCUACGUCGCCAUCUAAACGUCUUGGUUUCGAAAGUGGGUUCUUGGAUUUAUUGGCCAAAAGCAAUAGCAGACCACAGGAUAAGGAAGACGAUUAUGGAAUGCCAGAGUUUUUACUUCAGCCAGGAACAGUGGAACCAAAGGACACUGAUGAGAGUAACGAUGACAGUACGCAAGGGACAAGCGGCUUCUGUACUCCAGACGAUGACUUGGACAGUUCUAAAGGAAGUCUAAACCGAGACGACUUAAAACCGCCAAAGUCUCCCUCUUCUCUGUCUCCCACAGARAAUGUUGAAUUCUCGCUACCAUCAUCGAGUUCAAUGCCUGAUAUUGCAACUGUAAUGUCACGUAGCUCGUCAACCUACUCAUUUGGGAGUGCAGCCGUUAGCUUUGGAUCUGUUCUACCUGACGACCAACUACUUCCGGAUUAUUCAGAAUGUACCGAAUCAAAGCCGAAAAUUCCCGAAGUACCUGGCGAAAAUAACUCGGGCUACAUUCGUCCAUAUCCGAAAAAAACCGUAGACGAUUCAUCAGUGCCGAGCCGAACUCGUUCUCGGCCGCACAAUCUCGGGUUUCUUAAGAGGAAUUCCGACUUGCCUGGAAAGUUGACACGUUUGGGGAUUUUCCCUUCGGCCGGAAAAUCGUCUGGUAGUGAAAGCGAUGUUACUACAAAGAGGACGCAGAAACCUACACAGGAGGUUUUGUUGGAUGCUUCCGGUUCAAGGAAACACCCAGGAAUCACCGAGGCGUUGCGCGGAAUGCAUAUGGUAUACGAUCCUAUUUUACGCGGUAAUGACGAAGAAACGAAGAAGGUAUCGUCUGACAAUCAACAUGAAGAGGAUYCCAUGGCCGAUGAAGCUGUUGCAAGUGAAACUGGAACAGAAAGCGAGCCCGCGAAGUCAUCUAAAGAAUGGUAUAUAUCAGCGCAGGAUAACAUUCACGAACUGGAUAAUAAAGACAAUACCAUCGAGUUUGUACCGACAGAAAAUCAAGUUAACAAUGAUAAUGAUGAUUACAACACGGUAAUUAUUCCUCUAGAGAAUACCGCUAGCAAUCUUGAAAAUGAAAAUCCAAUUUGUGAUGAACAAGCGGCGAAAGAAGAGGAAUUGAAUGGUGACAUGAGUGAAGAAACGAUUUUGGAAAAAGAGAAAGAAAUACUACAUUGUAGCGGAGAUGAAGAAAGCAGUAAAGGUGACGAAACGUCGACAAAAGAAGAGAACUCGGAAACAAAAGACCAAACUGAAGUUAUUGUUAGCGAUGAAGUCCGUGAAAAGAUACGAAAAUCACCUCGCAUAUCAGUUAAAGACCGUCGAAAACAGUACGAAUCACCGAACAAUAACGAACAAUCGCCGGAAACUCCCGAAGGAAUCCGAAAACCACAAUCUUCGAUCGGAAACAUCGACCUUGCGUCGCGCAAACAGUUCUUUGAAACAAUCGAGAAAGGCACCAAGAAAGAAACUUUCAAAAAACUCAAUGAUAUCUCAAAAAAAGCUAAAAGUAGCUCAUUAAACUCAUCUAAAGAAGAUCUUAAUCAAACUGAGGAAACAAAUCCAAUUUCAAAACUGAACUUUGACAGGCUUKAUAGCUUAGAACAUCAUUCGCGGGCUGAAAACGUGGACGGAAGCAUCACGGGAAAAACUAAAGAACCAGUAAAACUGACGUCACGGAGAGUCGACAUCUUAUUGGACGAGAGCACACCCCCACAAGAAAAUCAAAAGAAAGCCUUACAUUCAACAAACUCAUAUCCACUGGUUCAGAAAUCUCCGAAGCCACCCCGACGAGGUCGCCGACAGUUUCCCGAAGAGAAGGCACAGGAAGACCGUGAGCCUCAGUUUGUGUAGAAAUACACCAAAGUGUAAAUAGGGUUAUCGAUUUAAGUUUGUUUAACUUUUUAACAAUUAGUCUCAUUUAGUUUUUAGUCCAAGGAAAAGCCGUAACACAAAUUAUCAGAUAUAUUCUAUGAAAUUAAGGUGUUUAGAUUUUAGUAGAGAAGGAUUAUAAUUACAUUUCGCUGUAAAUUGAUUGUUAAUAAUAUACAUGCACUUAUUGUUGACUAUUACAAGGUGCCUUUUCGUACGAAAAUAAUAGAUUUAAUGUGAAUAUUGUCUGUUGUCAAAUAGUUCUUAYUGCAAUAGCAAUACCGCUAUCCACAAAUAACCACCAGUGCUCGUGAUGACGCAGCCCUCCCUUGAUGAAUGAAAAAUCAAUCAAAAAUACAUGUCCAAAACCAAAA